AUGUUCGAAUUUGCUUCAGAGCUCUCCCCCCCAUUUGCUAUAUGGUCGCCUACCCUGACCAGUAAUUCGACAACCCUACAGCCCGGAGAUAUCCGUCUAAUCGAGCCCAGUGACAUCCCGAUUCCGUUCCAGGGAGGCGCUCCACGUCCCUGGCCUGAAGCAGAUCGCAUCGUUUUGCAGGUGGAUCCGAGGGUAAACGCAACCGGCCAAACGGUCACUAUCCUCCUUUAUCCUCCCAGCAUCCCAUAUCCCGUGUACGUCGUCGGAGAGAAUGUGCCGCUUCCUGCUCCCGGGACGGUGUUAGAGUAUUUCUUCAACAUCACUUCUACGGACACGUAUCCGUAUGACCUGUGGCAGGUUGUCGUCGUGCCCUCGCUCCAGGAGAUCGAUAUCGUUCUCGCCGCCAGCGGGACAUUCCUACUCUCCGCACUAGCCCCAGGCACCGUACCUUCAGACAGCUUAAGUGCAACCGCAACGGUCACCCUGACCGAAUUCAACUCGUCUGAACCGAUCUCUUCCAACUACCUGAUCAACGCCCCAUCGUCCUCGCUGCUAUCUACCGGUUUCCCGCUGAUCCAGAGCGCAACUCAGAGCGCAUCACCUAGCUCAGGCUCCGGCUCAGAUUCGGUUUCGGUCGCUGUUCCAACCGCCGCGGCGGGUAAUGUGCUAUUGUUGAGCGCCGCAAGUGUCGGGCUACUUCUAGCCUUGCUGUGA
This is a messenger RNA of Dacryopinax primogenitus, 714 nucleotides long. RefSeq lists its product as uncharacterized. The coding region runs from base 1 to 714 and encodes 237 amino acids. NCBI's taxonomy places the organism in Eukaryota, Fungi, Basidiomycota, Dacrymycetes, Dacrymycetales, Dacrymycetaceae. The transcript has 3 exons. The record is from RefSeq and is a predicted model, not a curated record.